This is a messenger RNA of Phytophthora sojae, 1182 nucleotides long. RefSeq lists its product as hypothetical. The transcript has a single exon. The record is from RefSeq and is a predicted model, not a curated record. Lineage: Eukaryota; Oomycota; Peronosporomycetes; Peronosporales; Peronosporaceae. Bases 1 to 1182 code for a protein of 393 amino acids.
AUGGAAGCAGCCUUCCCCCAAGCACAGACAAGGUUCCUGGAACCCCAGAAGAGGCUCGUACAGAGCCCCAAGGCGCCGUCCGCCACCGACUCAUCGUCUGAAGACUCCCACACCGAGGCCGACGCACGACCAACGCCACAACAAGCUCAAGCUCUAACCAACACCCGAAAAGAACGUGAAGCGAUCCGGAAGAAAAUUUACCACCAGCGACUCAAGAACGAGCGGGAAUCCUUACGUCAAAGUGUCGUGGAUCUGUCCAAGCAGCUCGAGGAGCUCAAGCACAGCGACAAUUCCGGCCUCUUAGCAGCCAGGGACUCAAUCUGGCGGAAGAAUGCGCUGCAGCAGCGUCACGAGCUGCACAGAGCCCAAGCGGAGCAAUCGCAGCUAUUAACGGCAGCAAAGUCUCAGGCCGCGUACAUCAAGACCAUGUGCAAGCAACUGCCCGAGCUCAAAGACGAAUCCAGUCCAGAUCCUCAAAUCAAAGUCAUGCUACGAGGUCGGAACUACCCGCCCUUCGACGCUGCAAUGUAUCGCGGACACGUCCAGAGGGUUAUCGAGAGUUACGCUCGAGUAGAUGAAGUGUUUCAGGGGUUUUCAACUAUGGAGGAGCGAGUGUUUAACUCCGUCAAGCGACGAGAAUCCGAUGGAGACGUGGAAUAUCUGCAGCAUUUGAACAAAUUCACGCAGCCUUUCAGCUUCGAGAAAACCCACAAGACUUUAUGGGAAAUAUGUCAGUUAAAACAUCGACAGCACGAUCGGAACGAAUACAAGGGGCUGUCGGACCCUAAGAACUCCAUUGUGCUAAGGUUCCGAUUGAUCCCAGAGCUGACGACGGGCGAGCUGGCGUCCGUACUGCAGCGGUAUGUUAUGCGUCGGUACGAGGAGGAGAACCGAGUCGUGCUAGUGUGGAAAAACCACUCUGAAGGGGAAGGAGUGCUGAGCGGCAUGCACUCAGAUGAGACGGGAUGGAUUUAUCUGCAACCGGGGUUGGAGGAGGACUCGACGGAGAUUGGAGUGUGCAUCCGCCAAGUUCCGAUGCAGUUCAGCGUUUCGACUUCUGGCGACAUCGCCCAAGAAUUCCGCCGAGUUCUGCAGAACUAUGUGCACGAGGACAUGUUAGCGAUAACUCGAGCGCUAGAUCGAAUGCUGCUGGAGGAGACGCUGAAAGAUAUCAACGUGUGA